Messenger RNA from Neolamprologus brichardi, 2410 nucleotides. Its product is annotated as long-chain-fatty-acid--CoA ligase ACSBG2-like. Gene Ontology annotation, molecular function: long-chain fatty acid-CoA ligase activity. The record is from RefSeq and is a predicted model, not a curated record. NCBI's taxonomy places the organism in Eukaryota, Metazoa, Chordata, Actinopteri, Cichliformes, Cichlidae. Gene Ontology annotation, cellular component: endoplasmic reticulum; membrane.
CCUCGGUGGAGGGUUUCUGGAGGGUUUUCAUGCUAAUUUCAUCUUCUCUGUUUCUAACAGACAUAAGCUCAAAGGAAAUUAAUUUAUGAAGAGCAAUAGCCCUGCAGUUAUGGAUGGUAACAAUGAAAGGAUUCCUGCUCAAACUGAGUCAGAUGCCACAGAUAUAAAGACCCACACAUCUGUCAUACUCAAUGGGAAAGCCAAGACGGGCGACUUCAGUGCAACACAGCCUCCAAAGAUCCAUCCACCCAGUAACACUGAGUUACUGACCCGGCCUCCCAUGUCGUCUGAGCAGAAGGGAGCUACUGAAGGAUUUUCCACAGAAGAGCCCAAGGCAGUUCCCCUGUCGACGGCCCAUUUGGCAACAACUCUAGCCCCAGCUGACCAGUUAUGGAGCACCGGCAGAGAGCAGGCAGUGAGGCUGAGAAUGGAGGAAUCAGGGCCAGGCUCAGAGGCUCCCAUCACCGUCCAUCAGAUGUUCCUGGAGACAGUCGAGAAGUAUGGGAAUCAUCCAGCUUUGGUUUCCAAAAAAGAUGGCCAGUGGAUGACUCUAACCUGGAACCAAUACUACGAGCAGUGUCGUGCAGCUGCGAAAAGCUUUCUCAAGUUGGGGCUGGAGCGUUACCAUGGUGUAGGGAUUCUGGGAUUCAACUCCGCUGAGUGGUUCAUCUCAGACAUCGGCUGCAUCUUGGCCGGAGGGCUGGCAGCCGGGAUUUACACCACAAACUCACCAGAGGCCUGUCAGUAUGUGGCUGCCAACUGUGAGGCCAAUGUCCUGGUUGUGGAGAACCAGAAACAGCUCGACAAAAUCCUGCAGGUUAAAGAUCAUCUACCUCAUCUGAGAGCCAUUGUUCAGUACAAAGGCGAGCUACAGCAGAAAGCUCCGUUCCUGUAUACAUGGGAAGAGUUCAUGAAGCUGGGAGAGGACGUGCCCGAUGAGCAGCUGAAUGCUGUGAUUGACAGUCUUCGGCCCAAUGAGUGCUGCAGCCUCAUCUACACCUCUGGAACCACUGGCAACCCUAAAGGAGUCAUGUUGAGCCAUGACAAUAUAACAUGGACUGCCCAUGUGGGAUGUACCAUAUUAAAAGCAAAAGGCGGUGAGGAGAUCCUGGUCAGUUACCUGCCGCUCAGCCACAUCGCAGCCCAGAUGAUUGAUAUUUGGGUCUGCAUGGGCCUUGCUGGGACCAUCUACUUUGCAGAGCCAGAUGCCCUUAAAGGCACUUUAGUAAACACACUUAAAGAGGUUCGCCCAACUUGUUUCCUGGGAGUUCCUCGUGUGUGGGAGAAGAUCGAGGAGAAGAUGAAAGCUGUGGGAGCCAAAGCAUCCCCAAUGAAGAAGAGAGUGGCAGGCUUUGCCAAGUCUAUCGGCCUGCAGUACAACUACAGUGUCAUGAAUGGACAGAAUCAGGUGCCGUGGGGCUUCAUGCUGGCUAAUAAUCUGGUCUUCAAGAAGGUGCAUGCUGCUUUGGGCUUGGACCGCUGCAGAAUAUGCUGCACUGGAGCUGCACCGAUUACCAAAGACACUCUGGAUUACUUCAUGAGCCUGAACAUCCCUUUGAAAGAGAUGUAUGGCAUGAGUGAAAGCUGUGGCCCUCACACCGUCUCCAUCGAUGAAUACCGCGUCACAAGCUGUGGAAAGGUGAUGAUAGGCUGUAAGAUAAAGCUGGUGAAUCCAGAUGCGGAUGGGAAUGGAGAGAUCUGUUUCUGGGGUCGUAAUAUCUUCAUGGGCUACCUGAACAUGCCAGACAAAACAGCAGAGGCUUUGGAUGAGGAUGGCUGGCUGCACACUGGAGACCUGGGAAGACACGAUGAACAAAACUUUCUGUAUAUCACAGGAAGGAUCAAGGAGCUCAUCAUCACUGCGGGUGGCGAGAACAUCCCUCCUGUCCCCAUUGAAGAUGCAGUGAAGUCUGAACUGCCCAUCAUCAGCAACGCCAUGCUAAUUGGAGACAAGCUCAAGUUCCUCUCCAUGCUGCUCACACUUAAAUGUGUCGUGGAUGACAAUGGCGAGCCCACAGAUGAGCUGAAUCAAGAGGCUUUGGAAUUUUGCCAGCAACACGGCCUAAAAGCAACCAAGGUGUCCGAGAUUAUAGCCAAUAAGGAGCCAGCUAUUUACAGUGCCAUUCAGGCUGGCAUUGAGCGUGUUAAUGCCCGAUCAACAUCCAAUGCCCAGAAAGUCCAGAAGUGGGUUAUAGUGGAACAAGACUUCUCCGUCACCGGAGGAGAACUAGGACCCACCAUGAAACUGAGGAGGCCCAUUGUUGUGAAAAUGUACCAGGAGAAAAUAAAUGAAAUGUAUGCAGUGGCUGCAGGAAAACAAUAGAGUGCAUUGCACGGGGGUGAGAGGAGCUCAUGGGAUGUAUGGACAUACAUACUUUUUGUAAAUAAAAGACAUAAGUCAGAGUCAAAA